CUUCAAGCACCUGACUAGUGCAAUUCACAUCAUCACACCCAUAUAAAUACAUGAGCAUAUUCAAUUUGUCAGCUAUAAACCAAACAAAUUAGAAUUAGAAAAACUUCCCUCUCAUGGAUAUCCACACUGUUUUCCCUCAAGACUUACAAAUAACGGACGAAUAUGAAUAUUCGUUCAACGAAUUCGAAUACGAAGAUGAUGACUUCUAUCACGAGAUUAGGGAACAAGUUUUGCAGCUGACGGCAGAGGAGGAUAAUUUUGAUGAAGAAAAUCUUGAAAUCAAGAAUCAUAACACGGUGGCAGCCAAACAUGGCCUUAAUAAUGUCCCUGCUCAGAUAAAAAGAGGAUAUUACAACUGGCCUGAGAACAGGGAUGAAGAAAAUUCAGUUCCAGCAUGGAUUGUCAACUUGUGGAGAUGUGGUAAUGGGACAGGGGUUUUCAUACCCCAAAUUUUGCCUUCUCGAAGAAGAAACAGAUCAAGGAAGAAGAAGAAGGGGCAGAAGAGGAAAGGCAAACAAGAGAGUGGGGAAAAUAAUGACCUGGAUUGAAAUUUGCGUUCUUGCAGGCCUUCCUCAAGAUUUAGAAUUCCAUCUUUGUUCUUUUGUAUAAAUAAAUGCAUAAGGAAAUGCCUGGAUAUCAAAUUCUGAU
Molecule: messenger RNA, 648 nt
Organism: Striga asiatica
Lineage: Eukaryota; Viridiplantae; Streptophyta; Magnoliopsida; Lamiales; Orobanchaceae
Source: the annotation of a GenBank genome assembly